Neoarthrinium moseri is the source of this 1140-nucleotide messenger RNA. RefSeq lists its product as uncharacterized. Bases 1 to 1140 code for a protein of 379 amino acids. The record is from RefSeq and is a predicted model, not a curated record. The transcript is spliced from 5 exons. Lineage: Eukaryota; Fungi; Ascomycota; Sordariomycetes; Amphisphaeriales; Apiosporaceae.
AUGACAUCCUCAGUACGACCUCACUCUGCGACCGUAAGGCGCGAGUGGGGCCAGGGUAUACCACCGUCCUUGAGGCCUCUAGUCCGGGCUUACGUACUUGGGUAUGCAACUGCUGUCGCUCCACGACUGCUCACUCUGGUCCUACGGCAGUAUGUUACGAAGAGGAAGCCUAGUCUGGACAGGAGCGUCACACAACCCUCCUUCUUGCCAUCCCUGCUGCACAUCUUUCGCGAGGGUCUGGACGUGCGACGUUUCCCGGCGUUUUGUGCCCUCCUAGUUGGCGGCUCAACGCUUUUAGAAAUUCCUCUCUUUGCUCUCGUUUCUCGACUUGCAUCUCGUUUACCACCCCUGGCCCGACGAAGAUUAUCGCGAUUCUUCUCAACAUUCUGUGCCGCCUGGCUCAGUCUCAUAUUACUUCAGUCGAAACAGAGUGACGCAUUCACGGAAAGGGUUCUCGUCGAACCUGAGGAUGCACAGCCACCCCAGGGCCAGUAUCAGACGAUUAGGUAUGCCGGACGGACGCUGGACUUGACCCUUUUUGCCCUGACACGGGCUCUCGACGUGGUUGUUGGCGAGGCAUGGGCCCAACGACACCGCAGAUCGGGUCCUCGAUGGACUCAGCUUGAAUCCACGGUAUCCAAGUUGACCGAUCCAACCAUCUUUGCCAUUUCCAGUGGGCUUGUCAUGUGGUCUUGGUUCUACUACCCAUCGAAACUGCCUCGAGCAUACUCGCAGUGGAUUUCCACGGCGGCGGCCGUGGACCCUCGUCUGAUCGAGGCAUUGCGACGUUGUAGAAAGCGUGAGCUUCGUUAUGGCGAGGAGACGGGCCAGGCCCCUCUCCUCCAAGCCAUGGCUAAAGAGUACGGGUGGCCGCUCGACUGGGGUGAUCCGGCCAAGUCGGUGCCAUACCCAUGCGAAAUGGUGCAUAUGGGCUGUGGCCCGUCAUUGGUCAAUGACCACGUACUUGCCACUCAACCUGCUACUCGUAGCCCGGACACCGAGGCUGAAGGCGCUGAAAAGAGCCCUGGUCUCUGCAGCUCGGUCUUCGGCGUUCCUGGCAGCGUUCAUCACGUUGUUCUUCUACGGUGUCUGCCUGACAAGGACGCGAGUGGGCCCCCAUCUGAUCGGGAAGGACACUGA